UGAGCCCGCUGAGGGGAAAAUGGCUCGAACCUCCGCGGCCGCGACGGCUCCGGCUGCAGUGGAGGCAGAGGCUCAAGCGGCGUGAGGUCUUACUAAUUUGGAAGCUACAAGAGAAAACAGAGGAAGAUUGGGUCUUUUUAAUGGACAUGGCUCAGAUAUCCAGCAACAAUGGAUUUAAACAGUGUUCAUCUACUCAUUUGGAACCAACAAGAACUAAAGAAGUGGACAAAGAAGAAGCAUUACAGAUGGAAGCAGAGGCUUUAGCAAAAUUGCAAAAAGAUAGGCAAGUGAUUGACAAUCAGAGAAGCCUUGAGUUGUCAAGCAGCACCAGACAAAAAGCACAAGCUUUUAACCAACAGGAUUAUGAUCUUAUGGUGUUUCCUGAAUCAGAGUCCCACAAGAGAGCAGUUGAUAUUGAUGUAGAAAAGCUCACCCAAGCUGAACUUGAGAAAUUAUUAUUGGAUGAUGGUUUUGAGACUAGAUCAGCACCUGUGUUACCAGUUACUCCUGUUCUGAGCCCUUCAUUUUCAGCACAGCUCUAUCUUAGACCUACACAGAGAGGACAGUGGCCACCUGGAUUAUCUGGACCUUCCACUUAUACUUCUAUUUAUCCUUCAACUUACAGUAAACAGGCUGCAUUCCAGAAUGGCUUCAAUCCAAGAAUGCCUACUUUUCCAUCUACUGAACCUAUAUAUUUAAGACUUCCAGUACAGUCUCCAUAUUUUUCAUAUCCUUUGACACCUGCCAUGCCCUUUCAUCCACAAGGAAAUUUACCAGUCUAUCGUCAGGUAGUCAAUCCUGAUAUGGCAAAACUAUUUGACAAAAUAGCUAGCACAUCAGAAUUUUUAAAAAAUGGAAAGGCAAGGACUGAUUUGGAGAUAACAAAUUCAAAAGCUACAGUCAACAAUCUACAGGGAUCUCCAAAGUCUGAGGAUAUUAGUAAAUUUGACUGGCUAGACUUGGAUCCUCUAAGUAAACCAAAGGUCGACAAUGCGGAAAUAUUAGACCACGAAGAAGACAAAACUAUUUCAAGUUUGCUAGCAGAGGAUCCUUGGGAUGCUGUUCUUCUAGGAGUGAGAUCACCAGCAAAUUGUCACCUCGAAAGAAAGGUGAAUGGAAAAUCUCUUUCUGGGGCAACUGUAACAAGAAGCCAGUCUUUAAAUAUUCGAACAACUCAGCUUGCAAAAGUCCAGGGCCAAACACCUCAGAAAGACUCAAAUGGGACCAGUAGUUUGCCAACUGGAAGUUCUCUUCUACAGGAAAUCGAAGUACAGAAUGAGGAGGUGGCAGCUUUUUGUCAGUCUGUUGCAAAAUUGAAGACCAAAUUUCCAUACUCCAAUCAUUGCACAAAUCCCGGCUAUUUGUUAAGUCCAGUCACAAUGCAAAGAAAUAUAUGUGGAGAAAAUGCUAGUGUGAAGGUCUCCAUUGAAAUUGAAGGAUUUCAACUUCCUGUUACUUUCACAUGUGAUGUGAGUUCCACAGUAGAAAUCAUUAUAAUGCAAGCCCUUUGCUGGGUUCACGAUGACUUGAAUCAAGUAGAUGUUGGGAGCUAUGUCCUGAAAGUUUGUGGUCAAGAAGAGGUGCUGCAGAAACACCCUGUUGAAGAACUUUUAGAUUCAUAUCACAACCAAGUCGAACUGGCUCUUCAAAUUGAAAACCAGCAUCGAGCUGUAGAUCAAGUAAUUAAAGCUGUAAGAAAAAUCUGCAGUGCUUUAGAUGGUGUAGAAACUCCUGCCAUUACCGAAUCAGUAAAGAAGCUAAAGAGAGCAGUUAACCUUCCAAGGAAUAAAAGUGCUGAUGUGACUUCAUUAUCUGGAGGAGAUACUAGCAAAACCUCAAUUGGAGGCUCCCUGAAUCUUGAAAAUCCUGUUAAAGUGAGCAUGGACCAGUUAACUGCAGCAAUUUAUGAUCUUCUCAGACUCCAUGCAAAUUCUAGUAGGACUCCUGAAGACUGUACUCACAGUUGUAGGAACAUCAAGGAAGCAUGGACUACCACAGAACAGCUCCAGUUUACUAUUUUUGCUGCACAUGGAAUUUCGAGUAACUGGGUAUCGAAUUAUGAAAAAUAUUAUUUGAUAUGUUCCCUGUCUCACAAUGGAAAGGAUCUUUUUAAACCUAUUCAAUCAAAGAAGGUUGGCACUUAUAAGAAUUUCUUCUAUCUUAUUAAAUGGGAUGAAUUAAUUAUUUUUCCCAUCCAGAUAUCACAAUUGCCAUUAGAAUCACUUCUUCAUCUUACUCUUUUUGGAAUUUUAAAUCAGAGCAGUGGAAGUUCCCCUGAUUCUAAUAAGCAGAGAAAGGGGCCUGAAGCUUUGGGCAGAGUUUCUUUGCCUCUUUUUGACUAUAAACGGUUUUUAACAUGUGGAACCAAACUUCUUUAUCUUUGGACUUCAUCACGUGCAAAUCCUAGUCCUGGAACAAUUCCUAAAAAAGGAUAUGUCAUGGAAAGAAUAGUGCUACAGGUUGAUUUUCCUUUUCCUACAUUUGAUAUUAUUUAUACAACUCCACAAGUUGACAGAAGCAUUAUACAGCCGUAUGACUUAGAAACACUGGAAAAUGAUAUAAAAGAAAAACUUUUUGAUAUUCUUCAAAGAGACUCAUCAUUUGGGCUUUCUAAAGAAGAUAAAGCCUUUUUGUGGGAGAAACGUUAUUACUGCUUCAGACAUCCAAAUUGUCUUCCUAAAAUCCUAGCAAGUGCCCCAAACUGGAAAUGGGUUAAUCUUGCCAAAACUUACUCAUUGCUUCAUGAGUGGCCGCCCUUGCAUCCAUUGGCUGCAUUGGAGCUUCUUGAUUCAAAGUUUGCUGAUCAGGAAGUGAGAUCCCUAGCUGUGACCUGGAUUGAGGCCAUUAGUGAUGAUGAGCUAACAGAUCUCCUUCCACAGUUUGUGCAAGCUUUGAAAUAUGAAAUUUACCUGAAUAGUUCAUUAGUACACUUCCUUCUGUCCAGGGCUUUGGGAAAUAUCCAGAUAGCACACAAUUUAUAUUGGCUUCUCAAGGAUGCACUGCAUGAUACACAGUUUGGUACCCGAUAUGAACAUGUUUUGGGUGCUCUCCUCUCAGUAGGAGGAAAAAGACUCAGAGAAGAACUUUCUAAGCAGACAAAACUUGUACAGCUCCUAGGAGGAGUAGCAGAAAAAGUAAAACAGGCUAGUGGAUCAGCCAGACAGGUUGUCCUCCAAAGGAGUAUGGAAAGAGUACAGACCUUUUUUUUGAGAAAUAAAUGUCGUCUCCCUCUCAAGCCAAGUCUAGUGGCAAAAGAAUUAAAUGUUAAGUCAUGUUCCUUCUUCAGUUCUAAUGCCGUACCCCUAAAAGUCACCAUGGUGAAUGCUGAUCCUAUGGGGGAAGAAAUUAAUGUCAUGUUUAAGGUUGGUGAAGAUCUUCGGCAAGAUAUGUUGGCUUUACAGAUGAUAAAAAUUAUGGAUAAGAUCUGGCUUAAAGAAGGUCUAGACUUGAGGAUGGUGAUUUUCAAGUGUCUCUCAACUGGCAGAGAUCGAGGCAUGGUGGAGCUAGUUCCUGCUUCAGAUACUCUCAGGAAAAUCCAAGUGGAAUAUGGUGUGACUGGAUCCUUUAAAGAUAAACCACUUGCUGAGUGGCUGAGGAAAUACAAUCCCUCUGAAGAAGAGUAUGAGAAGGCUUCAGAGAAUUUUAUCUAUUCUUGUGCCGGGUGCUGUGUAGCCACCUAUGUUUUAGGCAUUUGUGAUCGACACAAUGACAAUAUAAUGCUUCGAAGUACAGGACACAUGUUCCACAUUGACUUUGGAAAGUUUUUGGGCCAUGCACAGAUGUUUGGUAGCUUUAAAAGGGACCGGGCUCCUUUUGUGCUUACCUCUGAUAUGGCAUAUGUCAUUAACGGGGGUGAAAAGCCCACUAUUCGUUUCCAGUUGUUCGUGGACCUCUGCUGUCAGGCUUACAACUUGAUAAGAAAGCAAGCAAACCUGUUUCUUAACCUCCUUUCACUGAUGAUUCCUUCAGGAUUACCAGAACUUACAAGUAUUCAAGACUUGAAAUAUGUUAGAGAUGCACUCCAGCCCCAGACUACAGAUGCAGAAGCUACAAUUUUCUUUACUAGGUUGAUUGAAUCCAGUUUGGGAAGCAUUGCCACAAAAUUUAACUUUUUCAUUCACAACCUUGCUCAGCUGCGUUUUUCUGGUCUUCCUUCUAAUGAUGAGCCCAUCCUUUCAUUUUCACCCAAAACAUACUCCUUUAGACAAGAUGGUCGGAUUAAGGAAGUCUCUGUUUUCACAUACCAUAAGAAAUACAACCCAGAUAAACAUUACAUAUAUGUUGUCCGAAUUUUGAGAGAAGGACAGUUUGAACCAUCAUUUGUGUUCCGGACAUUUGAUGAAUUUCAGGAACUUCACAACAAGCUCAGCAUUAUUUUUCCACUUUGGAAAUUACCUGGCUUUCCUAAUAGGAUGGUUCUAGGAAGAACACACAUAAAAGAUGUAGCAGCUAAGAGAAAAGUUGAGUUAAACAGUUACUUACAGAGUCUGAUGCGAGCUUCAACAGAAGUAGCAGAGUGUGACCUUGUUUGUACUUUUUUCCACCCUUUACUUCGUGAUGAAAAAGCUGAAGGAAUAGCAAGGUCUGAAGGUGCAGGUCCCUUCAGUCCUACUCCAGGCCAAGUAGGAGGAGCAGUGAAGUUAUCUGUCUCUUACCGCAAUGGUACACUCUUCAUCAUGGUGAUGCACAUCAAGGAUCUUGUCACUGAAGAUGGGGCUGACCCAAAUCCAUAUGUCAAAACAUACCUUCUUCCAGAUACCCACAAAAUAUCCAAACGUAAAACAAAAAUUUCACGAAAAACUAGGAAUCCAACGUUCAAUGAAAUGCUUGUAUACAGUGGAUAUAGCAAAGAAACCCUAAGACAGAGGAAACUGCAGCUAAGCGUACUCAGUGCAGAAUCUCUGCGAGAGAACUUUUUCUUGGGUGGAAUAACCCUGCCUUUGAAAGAUUUCAACUUGAGCAAAGAGACAGUUAAGUGGUAUCAACUGACUGCAGCUACUUAUUUGUAAACCAGUCAUUUUCUGAGCUUUGAAAGCAAAAAGUUAUAAAAGUGUGCACACAUGCAUGGACACACACAAUUUGUGAACUUUGUAUAGUAUUUUUAUACUUGGGCAGAAUUUAUAUAGUUAAAUAUAUUUGCUGCAUUUCAAUACAUCUGUUGGACCAACAGUCACACAACUUUUCUAAAUUUUGGGAAGCCAUUGACAUUUUAAAAUCAUUAUAUUGAAUGCUAUAAACCCUAAACUUAAUAUAUAAGUGCUGAAAAAGAAUUUGAGAUAGGACUAUAUCAGUUCAGCCACCUAUUUUGGAUUGUUUCUUAUACAGACAUAGCAUUUUUGUUUUCCUGUUAAGCACCUUUUACAACCUUGACCACUGUGUAUGUUCACAACUACCAAAGUAAAAGAAAAAUGCAAAAUGAUACCAUAAAACACAGCUGCUAUUCACUGGGAUAAAAAGCAAAGCACAAACAGUAGAUAACUAUAUUAAGAACUACUAAGUAGUUAAUAGAAGUAGGAGAAAAUACUGGUUUUGUAUUGAUUAUUAAAAACCUUUUUCAGAAUAAGUGCCAAUCAUUCAAGUUGUAAAUAAUAGUGCCUUAAUUAACUUGAUAUGCUUCCUUGGCACUUCAUAUCUGAUAUUUUUUUUCUGACUUGAUAACAAUAAGUAGUUGUCUUUCACUUUCAGCUUACUAGGAUAAAGAUUAUGUUCAUUUACUAAUUUUUCCUCUACAAAAAAUUAUUUUCUCCUCUUCUCAUGUUAUUUUAACAUGAAGCUGUUUAAGGUGUUUUUUUUUUUUCCCCGCAUAACUGAAUGCAGUUUACUGAGUCAUUGCAUACAAUUCUAUCAUUCCAUUAUACUACAUUUAUUCCCAGGGUGUGAGUUGAAAUUGGGUAAUUUCACUUCCAUAUAUUUAUACAUUAUUCCCUCAUUAAACAAGUGAAAAUUGUUAACCCCGGUACCCAUUCCUGCUUGCUAUAAGAACUCCCAAGAAUAGAGAAGACUCUUUAGAACUUUCAGUGAUACAAAUAGCCCACUGCAGCACCUGUGCCAUAAGUUCGUCAUCACUGGCCUAUUUGGUCCAGACUGAUUUUGGAUGAAGGGGAUGAUUGGGGAUGGAACUCAGGUUUUUUGCACUGAGCUACAUGCCCAACAGCCACGACUCCUGGUGGUUUUGUAUCUUGAAUCAACAACUUGCUAAAGUGCCCAGGUGGGGCUUGAACUUGGGAUAUUCCUGUCUGACCCCCCCAAAGUGCUGAGAUUAUAGGCAUAUAGUACCAUGCUCAGUUCAAACUGAAUUUUAAUAUAAACUUCUUUAUUAGACCUUUAUAUUAAAAUGAUAUUCAUAUAGACCUUAUGGAAGAUUGUCUUUUAAACUGUCUUGUACAUUCAUGUGAAUUUUUUUCCUUAAUUCAGUAAGAUUCAGAGGAUUAAAAUACAUAAGAUUGGUUUUUAUUACUUACUCAAUUUUUGGUAUAACUUUAAAUAAAUUUGUGUAUACACACACACAUUAACCUUCAUGGCUAGAAUAGGAAUUCAAGUACUUUUGAAAACAAUAACACAAAUGUCGCAAUCUGGUUUUUGCAAAAAAACUGAAAAAAAUAUGCAAUGAAGGAUAUCAUGAGAGAAAAAGGACAGUCUCCAGUUCCAUUGACCAGAAGAGAAUUCGUAUGAACUGUGCAGAUGUUUAAUACAAAUGAUACCUGCAGAACAAAAAUAAAAGACUUGGGGAUAUGUCUGUGUAACAGGUUUUAAA
This is a messenger RNA of Octodon degus (degu), 6754 nucleotides long. RefSeq names its product phosphatidylinositol-4-phosphate 3-kinase catalytic subunit type 2 alpha (gene Pik3c2a). Gene Ontology annotation, molecular function: phosphatidylinositol binding; 1-phosphatidylinositol-3-kinase activity; 1-phosphatidylinositol-4-phosphate 3-kinase activity. NCBI's taxonomy places the organism in Eukaryota, Metazoa, Chordata, Mammalia, Rodentia, Octodontidae. Gene Ontology annotation, biological process: phosphatidylinositol-3-phosphate biosynthetic process; cell migration; phosphatidylinositol-mediated signaling. The transcript has 31 exons. Bases 141 to 5009 code for a protein of 1622 amino acids. Gene Ontology annotation, cellular component: cytoplasm; phosphatidylinositol 3-kinase complex; plasma membrane. The record is from RefSeq and is a predicted model, not a curated record.